CUGAACUCCAUACAUGGCUGAGAGGGCGGGUCGAGCGGAAGGUGGUGGAGCGCUGGGCAAGGAAUUGUACUUAUUAGCGCAAUCAACCUAAUUUGUGCGCUGCGACGUCGCUUCUCGCUCGCUGGGCGUCUUGGCCGCCGCGGUGGGUUGUACAUGGUGCAUGCUCGCUCGCCUCCACUACCAUGUUCGAGUUUGAAAGCAAUGUCGCGCUGGCUUGGAACACAUGCGAAUGAUGCGGGUCACGCUCUUAGGGCGAGCCGCAGUGCCGGGUCUCAACCGAGCCGCACGAAGCGACGUCUCCACUUGUCUCGGAGCGGCGAAUUAUGCGGCGAAAGGUGGCUCGUGUGCACGCAGCUGCAAGGACUGGUGCUGGUGGCAUGAUGUGCGGAUCCAUGUCGAGCGUGCGCCGCGGGCUCGCUGCCCUCUUUCUUCCGCGUGGCUAUCCGGCGUCCGUCUCGAGCGAUUACGCGGCGUACCAGGCUUGCGACACGCUCCAGGGCCUCGCAUCGUACGUGGCCGGAUCACUAUCAUCGCGGGCGAUUCUCGCCGGCCUCGGCGUUGGAUCUGCGACGGCAUCUGCUGCAGGCGCGGUGUCGGUCACCCUCGUCCGCGACGCCAUCGGCAUGGCGGCGUCGGUCGGGUGCGCAGCGCUCGCACCGCGAUCGAUGGAAGCCUUUCCGCAAUGGUGGCGACUGGUGGCGGAUGUGCUCAACGACGCCGCACUCUUUGCCGAGCUCCUCUCGGCACUCCUGGAUCCGAUCUGGUUUGUGUGGCUGGUAUGCGGCGCGGCGCUGAUGCGGGCGGUCGUCGGCGUUGCCGGCGGAACGAGCCGGGCUGUCUUUCGUGCCCACCAGGCCCGCAACGCCAAUCUCGCCGACGUCAUAGCCAAGGACGGCUCACAGGAGACCUUUGUCUCACUCCUCGGCCUCCUCCUCGGCCUCCUCCUCGCCCCAGUCCUCGACCACGCAUCGUCUGCGGCAUGGGCUGUUUUUGCCGCCGCCACCGCCCUCCACCUCGCCGCCAACUGGGCCGCUGUCUCGUGCCUGGUCCUCGACUCGCUCAACGAGCAGCGGAUGGCUGCACUGCUUGCCGCCGACACUGCUCCUGCCAAUGACCAUCUUCCGUCGCCUGCUCAUCUUGCCGCCACUCUGCCCUUAUCGCCAUGGGCUGCCGCCGACGUCCCGUUUGCGCUCGGCGCUCCGCUCAGCUGUCUCGGGCCGGACGGCUCGUGCGAGAUUGCCGCCUGUUGGGACGAGCUCGGCUUUAUUGUUGAUGCCCAUGGCCACGCCGCGCUCUUUGCUGGCGUCGACGCCACAGGCUCGCUCCUGGUCAAGGCCGCAUACUUUGCCGCCGCCGCCGCCCGCGACGGACGCGGUGCCGGCGACGUCGGCGAUCAUCUCUGGAUCGCCGCCACACAGUCCCGCUGGUGUGCCUUUGCCGCUGCUGCCCAUCGCGCAGGUUGGGACGUCGACCAUCGUGCCGCUCUCCACCUCGGGACGGGGCCACGAGUCGCGUUCUGCCAGCCUCUCUCAACCGCCGCUACGGGGUAA
This is a messenger RNA of Thecamonas trahens ATCC 50062, 1550 nucleotides long. Its product is annotated as UPF0420 protein C16orf58. The transcript has a single exon. NCBI's taxonomy places the organism in Eukaryota, Apusomonadida, Apusomonadidae. Bases 324 to 1550 code for a protein of 408 amino acids. The record is from RefSeq and is a predicted model, not a curated record.